Conger conger (European conger) is the source of this 936-nucleotide messenger RNA. RefSeq names its product olfactory receptor 52B2-like. Gene Ontology annotation, cellular component: membrane. Gene Ontology annotation, molecular function: olfactory receptor activity; G protein-coupled receptor activity. Bases 1 to 936 code for a protein of 311 amino acids. The record is from RefSeq and is a predicted model, not a curated record. Gene Ontology annotation, biological process: G protein-coupled receptor signaling pathway. Lineage: Eukaryota; Metazoa; Chordata; Actinopteri; Anguilliformes; Congridae. The transcript has a single exon.
AUGGUUGAAUUUUCUUCAAACUCAACAGGCUUUCUGAGACAGCAAGGCUUUGACCUCCCUCUUGAAGGGAUGUAUGCUGCAUUUCUUUUUGCUACACUGAGCUACCUUGUAAUUCUCUUCUGUAACCUUUCCCUGAUGGCUACCAUUAUCAUGAAUAAGAGCCUCCACCAGCCUAUGUACCUCCUGCUCUUCAACCUGCCCGUCAAUGACCUCAUUGGCUCCUCGGCCCUCUUUCCACAGCUCAUCAAAAAUAUCCUGUUGGACUCGGGGUACAUUGAGGUCUCCAACUGCAUCACUCAGGCUUUUUUUAUUCACAUGUAUGCACUGGGCUCCAUUUUAAUCCUCACCAUAAUGUCAUAUGACAGAUACAUUGCGAUAUGUAGCCCACUGAGGUACGGUGCUGUCAUGACCAACUCCCACGUCAUGAAAAUCAUUGUGACAGUCUGGCUGGUGGAUUUGUUUUUGGUAGGUGCGCUCAUCUCGCUUUUGCUACGGUUGCCCCGAUGCAGAUCUUUCCUGACAAACCCUUACUGCGAUAACCCAUCUCUGCUCACGCUGGUCUGUGCAGACACCACCGUCAACAACAUUUACGGACUGUUCAUCACCGCAAUCAUGCAAGUGCUUGCCGUGGGUACGAUUCUGUUCACCUACCUUCAGAUUUUGCUCGCGUGUUUUAAAAGCAAACGCCCUGACACAAAGAGCAAAGCUUUGCAGACCUGUGCAACUCAUUUAACCGUCUUUCUCCUGUUAGAGUGUUUAGGACUUUUUACAAUUAUCUCAUAUCGCAUAAAGCAUCUCUCUCCUCAUUUAAGGAGGAUGAUAGGAGUUUCCACCUUCAUAUUUCCCCCUACUCUGAACCCAAUAAUAUAUGGCCUUAAAACAAAGGAAAUUCGACAGAAAAUUAAAUUGCCAUUCCGAAAAAUGGUGUAUCCUUAA